CUCGACUCCUUUUCCAUUCUCCAAUUCCUAUCAUUUUCACGAUCCAGACUCAUCCAACCUUCCAGCGCCCACCGAUAUUGACAGGGAGUCUACCAAAGUCAUGGCAGACGCGCGUACCUCGCGGAUCCCAAUUUUAUGCCACGAGUGAAUCCGUGCGCGUGGAAGGGCUCACGGGCCGGAUGUCAAGCCAUUAUCGGACUCGGAGGUUUGGUCGCCGUGCCCUGGUCGCCGCAUGGUGAUGUUUACAACUGCCGUCUUUGACAGCUCGUCGGUUAGGGCUAGGCGACGAGGGUUUGUGCGCAUUGCUACCCACCGUCGUUUCACCGAACUCUGGGCGGUGUCUCAAAAGGGCAUUGAGGUAAUCAUUACCUGCCCGAUUAGUCCGAUAUAUCGGAACUACAACCGAACUACAACAGUAGAUCCGUUUCGAGCAAACAGGAAACUAGAAUUACAGGACUCACCGUGUGAAGUCACCGCGGUCAUCACCCUGUCAAUCACAAAUUCCUAUUCACUCCUCCUCAUUAGACCAGGCUCUGCAACAUUGUCGACUAUCAACACCAUGGUACGAACUUCUCUCUUGACGUACCUGGCCCUGGGCCUAGGAAGCACCACUGUGCUCGCAGCCAACUGUGGUCAAGUCCCCAGUCAAGUUUCCAGUCAAAUCCCCACGGGCACUUUGACGCCAGUCACCAACUUCGGCGAGAACCCAACCGGCCUGGAUCUCCAGAUCUACGUUCCCAAGGACCUAUCCCCCAAUCCCGCUGUCAUCCUAGCCCUCCAUAUGUGCGGCGGCACCGGCCCCCAAUACUUCCAGCAGUCCCAGUACAGCCCCCUCGCCGACGCGCGCCGCUCCUUCGUCGUCCUCUACCCCUCCACCCCGCACGACAACCACUGCUGGGACGUGGCCUCUAACAAGUCUCUCACCCGCGACGCCGGCGGCGACACCACCUCGCUCGCCAACAUGGUGCGCUGGGCCAUCUCCGAGUUCGACGCCGACCCAUCCAAGGUCUUCGUCACCGGCUCCUCUUCGGGUUGCAUGAUGUCCAACGUCAUGGCCGCCGCCUACCCCGACCUGUUCUCUGCUGUCUCAUGCUACUCCGGUGUAGCCGCCGGUUGUCUGGCUGGCCCCCUCGGUUCUAGCCCGACGACGUCGGAUCCGACUUGCGCCGCUGGUAAGAACAGAAAGACGGGGCCGGAGUGGGCGGCCAUCCUCAAGGGAAUUUAUGGAACACCAGCGGGAUAUACGGAGGGCAAGUAUCCCAAGGUGCAGACGUGGCAUGGAGAGGCGGAUUUCUUUGUUAAUUAUUAUACGAAUUUGGCGGAGCAGUUGAAGCAGUGGUCUACGGUGCAUGGGGUUUCGUUUAGCAAGAAUGCGACGGAUACGCCCGACAGUGGGUACACGAAGAUUGUGUACGGGGAUGGAAGCAAACUGGUUGGGUACUCGGCGAGGGGGGUGGGACAUACGGUGCCGGUGCAUCCUGAGUUGGAUUUGCAGUGGUUUGGGUUGUAAUGGAGGGGAUGCCCCUGGGGGAGGUUGAGAGGGAGUGCGUGGGAGAGUGGUCGGGUGGUGGGUGGUGAUAUUGGAUAUCUAGUGAAGAAUGAACAGGUGCGGUCUCGUUUCCGUUGUAAGCAGAACAGGUUCUGAUGAGUUGAAUACUAAAG
Neurospora tetraspora is the source of this 1662-nucleotide messenger RNA. RefSeq names its product Alpha/Beta hydrolase protein. Gene Ontology annotation, cellular component: extracellular region. The coding region runs from base 233 to 1510 and encodes 425 amino acids. The record is from RefSeq and is a predicted model, not a curated record. The transcript has 3 exons. NCBI's taxonomy places the organism in Eukaryota, Fungi, Ascomycota, Sordariomycetes, Sordariales, Sordariaceae. Gene Ontology annotation, molecular function: hydrolase activity.